Molecule: messenger RNA, 2478 nt
Organism: Puma concolor (puma)
Lineage: Eukaryota; Metazoa; Chordata; Mammalia; Carnivora; Felidae
Source: RefSeq, a predicted model, not a curated record
AUGGUGCCCCUGCUGCUGCUGCCCCUGCUGUUGGGGGGUGAGUGGUACCAGCUCCAAGUGAAGGAAUCCGUGACCGUGCAGGAGGGUCUGUGUGUCCAUGUGCCCUGUUCCUUCUCCUACCCCUGGAAGCCGGGGUAUUCCCGGACGAUGCUCUACAUAUACUGGUUCCGGGAUAGGGACACCUCAAGCAACCGUUAUCUGGUGGCUACAAAUAACCCACAGAGAGCAGUGAGGACAGAGGCCCGGGGCCGAUUCCGCCUCGUCGGGGACCCCUGGGCCUACAACUGCUCCCUGAGAAUCAGAGACGCCAUGAGGAGUGACGAGGGAGUCUACUUUUUCCGAGUGGAGAGAGGAGAAGACGUGAAAUAUACUUACACACAUACGACGAUGACUCUGCGGGUGGCAGCCCUGACACAGGAACCCGACAUCCGCUUCCCGGAGCCCCUCAAGUCUGGCUGGCCCGCAGAGCUGACCUGCAGCCUGCCGGGGUCCUGCGAAGGGGGAAGACCUCUCACAUUCUCCUGGGUGGGGGCUGCUCUGGACUCGCUGGACCCCGAGACCCUGCACUCCUCGGUGCUGGCCUUCACCCCGAGGCCGCAGGACCAUGGCACCAACCUCACCUGUCAGGUGAAACUGCCAGAAGUUCAGGCCACCGUGGAAAGAACCAUCUGGCUCAAUGUCUCCUAUGCCCCCCACAACCUCACCAUCAGCAUCUUCUUCAGCAAUGUCACAGGCUCCAGGCUCCGAACGCUGUGCAACGGUAUGUCGCUGCCGGUCCUGGAGGGCCAGUUCCUGCGGCUGGUCUGCGUGGCUGACAGCAAUCCCCCUGCCGUGCUGAGCUGGUCCCGGGAGGGGAAAGCCCUGAGCCCCUCCCAGCCCUCCGCACCCGGGGUCCUGGAGCUGCCCCACGUAGGGGCUGGAGAUGAAGGAGAAUUCACCUGCCAGGCUCGGCACCCGCUGGGCUCCCAGCACAUUUCCUUCAGCCUCUCUGUGCAGAGAAGCCUGUCUUCCUGCAACUGUGUGACUGACGAGCAAGAGGGCUCCUGGCCCCUGGUCCUCACCCUGCUCAGAGGGGCCCUCAUGGGGGCUGGCUUCCUCCUCACCUAUGGCCUCACCUGGAUCUACUACACCAGGUGUGGAGGCCGCCAGGAAGCAGGGCUGAGAAUCCCCAUCAGCCUGUGCAACCAGGCGGGGGCUGCUUCGAGGAGUUUCGUGCAAAACCAGUGGGUCUUAGGUCCUCCUCAUGCCCUACAGUCCCUUUUACCAAACCUGGGGCCCUCCGAGCCCCAGCCCCGGGACUUCAGCAGUCACGGAGGGGAGGCCACGAAAGAGCAGCGCCUGUCCUUUGAUGGCCACGACGAGUGGGACCAGAUGCAGAACCAGGGGGAUGACGUGGCCACCUCGGAGCAGGAACUGGAACUGAUUAAAGAGAGGGAAAGGGCAAUUCGGCAGCCGCAGGCUCACACUUUGGACGUCCGUCAGAGGUUUAAAGAUUUGCCCGUGAUGAUCCGUGACCAAGGAGACCCCGCUGACAGCACGGAAGCCGACGGAGAAGAACUGAAAUACCCGGGGAAUGGCUCAUCUCUUCCAGUCCUGGAAGGGGAAUCUGUGUUCCUGGUCUGUGUCGCCGACAGCAACCCUCCAGCCACACUGAGCUGGGCCCAGGGGAGCCGGACUCUAAGCCCGUCCCAGCCUUGGAAGCCCGGGGUCCUGGAGCUGCCCCGAGUGGAGUCGGGCCACGAAGGCGAAUUCACCUGCCGAGCUCAGCACGCUCGGGGCUCCCAGCACGUCUCCCUGCGUCUCUCUGUGGUCUGCCCCCCGCGGCUGCUCGGCCCCUCCUGCUCCUGGGAGGGCGAGGCGCUGCGCUGCACCUGCUCCGCCCGAGCCCGGCCGGCCCCCACCCUGCGCUGGCGGCUGGGGGAGGGGCUGCUGGAGGGGAACCACAGCGACGCCUCCUUGACCGUCACCUCCAGCUCCGAGGGGCCCUGGGCCAACAGCUCCCUGAGCCUCAGGGGGCCGCUGCUCUCCGACCUCAGACUCGGCUGCGAGGCCCGGAAUGAGCACGGGGCCCAGAGCACCGACGCCGUCCUGGUGUUGCUGCCAGGGAAGUCGCUGUCCCUGGCAGAAGCUGCGACUGCAGCUGUGGGAGGCGCCGGAGCCAUGGCUCUGCUGUGCCUGUGUCUGUGUCUCCUCGUCUUCUGGGUGGUGAAAGCCCGCAGGAAGCAAGCGUCUAGGAGUCAAGAGGGCAUGGCUAAUGAAGACCCUGUCAUGGGUACAGUCGACUGGGGUUCCAGGAAGAAGCCCUGGCCAGACAGCCCUCCAGAUCAAACGACCCCUGCCGGGGAUGCCCCUCCCUCGGGGGAGCAGCAGGAGCUCCAUUACGCCUCCUUCAGCUUUCACGGGAUAAAGAUGAGGGAACCUCAGGACCAGGAGGCCACCAGCACCAGUGAGUACUCGGAGAUCAGGACGAGCAAGUGA